UUUUCGUGAACAUUAUAUUCCGCGUUGUGGGAAUAAUGGAAGCCUCCGAGCAAUUCGUUCAGAAUUGCUAACGAAUUGCAAAGAAAUUCCCCCCUCUGUUUUUCCCACCAAAUUUCGGAUCACCUCUCACUCUCCUUCAUUCUGUUGUUCCUCCCCGAUUCUCCCCCAAACCAGCAAAAUCAGAAGCUACCCAGAAACCACAUUGACGCCUAUUUUCUUCAUUUUCAUUUCAUAUUAGUUAUUACUCAUCAUCAUAAGUUUCCCCUUCACUCUCUAAAAGCACAUUUUUCUCUUUUUAAGGAUGAAAAAAUAAAGUUAUUCUUUAAUCUUGCAUCUUCGUAGAAAGUUCCUCAACUUUAGUGUAAUGGAAUAUAAAAGUAGCGUGUGCUUCAGAAGAUAAGGUCAAUCUUAACCCAUUAUUUAAAAUAAUAUAUUAUUGGUCUAUAAAUUGAGAAUAAUAUAUCGUCAUUAAUUGAGUUUGAAAAGAGAAAGAGAUGGAGAGUUAUUUGAAUGAGAAUUUUGAAGUGAAACCAAAAGGAUCAUCGGAGGAAGUGCUGGAGAAUUGGAGGAAAUUAUGUGGUUUUGUCAAGAAUCCAAAACGACGAUUUCGAUUUACAGCAAAUUUAUCCAAACGCUACGAGGCUGCUGCUAUGCGUCGUACCAAUCAGGAGACGUUGAGGAUUGCCGUUCUAGUCUCCAAAGCUGCAUAUCAGUUUAUACAAGGUGUAUCACCAAGUGAUUAUGUACUCCCUGAAGAAGUGAAAGCAGCAGGUUAUGGUAUUUGUGCUGAUGAAUUGAGUUGUGUUGUCGAAGGCCACGACUUAAAGAAGGUAAAGUCCCAUGGGGGAGUAACAGGCAUUGCAGAUAAACUUCACACAUCGACUGAAAAUGGGCUCACUACAACCGACCCAACUGCCCUUUCUCGAAGACAAGACAUUUUUGGGAUCAACAAGUUUGCUGAGGCUCAGCUUCGAAGUUUCUGGAUUUUUGUAUGGGAAGCUCUUCAGGACAUGACAUUGAUGAUUCUCGGUGUUUGUGCUUUUGUUUCUCUGAUUGUUGGCGUUGCUACCGAAGGAUGGCCCAAGGGAGCCCAUGAUGGGCUUGGGAUUGUUGCUUCUAUCUUGCUUGUUGUAUUUGUUACUGCAACGAGUGAUUAUCGGCAGUCAUUGCAGUUCAGGGAUCUCGACAAAGAAAAGAAGAAGAUCGCUAUUCAAGUCACUAGGAACGGAUUUAGGCAGAAAAUGUCCAUAUAUGACUUACUUCCUGGUGAUAUUGUGCACUUGUCGAUAGGAGAUCAAGUCCCAGCUGAUGGUCUUUUUGUGUCAGGAUUCUCAGUGUUGAUCGAUGAAUCGAGUUUAACAGGCGAAAGUGAACCUGUUAUGGUGAAUGAGGAAAACCCAUUUCUUCUCUCGGGUACGAAAGUCCAAGAUGGAUCAUGCAAGAUGAUAAUCACAACUGUUGGGAUGAGGACACAAUGGGGAAAAUUGAUGGCAACUCUUAGUGAAGGAGGGGAUGAUGAGACCCCAUUACAGGUCAAACUCAAUGGAGUUGCUAGCAUUAUCGGCAAAAUUGGACUUUUCUUCGCUGUUGUGACUUUUGCGGUGCUUGUGAAUGGCCUGAUUACCCGUAAAUGGAGAGAAGGCUCCCAUUGGUAUUGGGGCGGAGAUGAAGCUUUGGCAUUGUUGGAGUACUUUGCAAUUGCCGUUACCAUUGUUGUGGUGGCUGUUCCUGAGGGGUUGCCAUUGGCUGUGACUUUGAGUCUUGCAUUUGCCAUGAAGCAGAUGAUGAACGACAAGGCCUUGGUCCGUAACUUGGCUGCUUGUGAGACCAUGGGAUCAUCUACUACAAUCUGCAGUGAUAAAACCGGGACUCUAACUACUAAUCGGAUGACUGUGGUGAAAUCCUGCAUUGGCUUGAAUGUCAAGGAGAUAAGUAAAGAAUGUAGCUUGCGUAAUGAGUUGCCCGAUUCUACCUUGAAGCUUCUGAUGCAGUCCAUAUUUAAUAACACGGGAGGUGAAGUUGUGGCCAAUAAAAAAGGGAAGCAUGAAAUAUUAGGAACCCCAACCGAGACUGCGCUCUUAGAAUUUGCGUUGUCGGUUCUGGGAGGCGAUUUUCAAGCUGAAAGGCAAGCUUCUAAGCUUAUCAAAGUUGAGCCAUUCAACUCUACGAAGAAGAGAAUGGGUGUAAUAUUAGAACUUCCUAAUGGUGGAGGUAUAAGGGCCCACACCAAAGGUGCUUCCGAGAUAGUCUUAGCUACCUGUGAUAAGGUGAUCAACGCAAAAGGAGAGGUCGUUCCCCUGGAUGCAGAACUUUUGGAGCAUCUUAAAGAUACAAUCGAUGCAUUUGCUAGUGAAUCUCUCCGAACCUUGUGUCUUGGUUAUAUGGAACUUGAGAACGAGUUUUCUCCAAAUGACCCUAUGCCUGCUCAUGGGUAUACAUGUAUAGGAAUCGUGGGGAUCAAAGAUCCUGUUCGACCUGGAGUGAAGGAAUCAGUUGCAAUGUGUCGUGCAGCAGGGAUAACUGUAAGGAUGGUUACAGGAGAUAACAUUAAUACAGCCAAGGCUAUUGCUAGGGAAUGUGGUAUUCUUACUGAUGAUGGUAUUGCGAUUGAAGGUCCAGUUUUUCGAGAGAAGACCCAGGAAGAAUUAGAGAAAAUUAUUCCAAAAAUUCAGGUUAUGGCACGAUCUUCUCCCUUAGAUAAACAUACACUUGUGAAGCAGUUAAGGACAACAUUUAAUGAAGUUGUGGCAGUUACCGGAGAUGGUACAAAUGAUGCCCCGGCUCUUCAUGAAGCCGACAUUGGACUUGCAAUGGGCAUUGCUGGUACUGAGGUGGCUAAAGAAAGUGCUGAUGUUAUCAUUCUAGAUGACAACUUUUCUACCAUUGUUACGGUUGCUAAAUGGGGACGUUCAGUUUACAUAAACAUUCAAAAGUUUGUGCAAUUUCAGCUCACUGUUAAUGUUGUCGCGUUACUUGUCAACUUCUUUUCGGCCUGUUGGACAGGAAGUGCUCCGCUCACUGCUGUUCAGCUUUUAUGGGUUAACAUGAUUAUGGAUACGUUGGGAGCUUUAGCAUUGGCUACUGAGCCUCCUAAUGAUGAGCUGAUGAAGAGAACACCAGUUGGGAGGCAAGGGAAUUUCAUCAGCAAUGUCAUGUGGAGAAAUAUUCUAGGCCAAUCCUUCUACCAGUUUAUGAUUAUUUGGUUCCUCCAAGCAAAUGGAAAAUCUUUGUUUCAACUUCAAGGUUCAGAGGGUGAUUUGACCUUGAAUACUCUAAUCUUUAACUCAUUCGUUUUUUGUCAGAUUUUCAAUGAAAUAAGCUCUCGAGACAUGGAGGAGAUAGACGUACUGACGGGCAUAUUAGACAACUAUGUUUUUGUUGCCGUCAUCAGUGUCACGCUUGUCUUUCAAAUUAUAAUCGUUGAAUAUUUGGGUACAUUUGCAAACACCACUCCUCUCAGUUUCAUGCAGUGGUUUGUUAGUGUCUUCAUUGGAUUCUUAGGCAUGCCAAUUGCUGCCGGAUUAAAGAAAAUACCAGUUUGAGACCGUUCAACCAGAAAGUGCAGUUUGUAUAUCUUACGUCCAGAAGGGUGCUCGAAGCAGUAGCAGUCCGAUGCGCCUUGUUAUUGUAAAGUUUGCGACUGACUUAACCAAAUAACUGGUAGCUUUCAAGCGAAAGCUUGACAUAUCUGCACCAGGAAUUGGGGAUAACUUUGUUUCUUUGAUUGUUGUGAUAUAUAAUUCAUGUCUUGGCAAUCUAUGCAGUUUUGAAUGCCAAAAUUUAGGAAAGUAGAAUGUCAGUUUAGAAAUAUCCCAUGUAAUAUGCAAAUUAAUUAGGAAGGUCUACAUGUACACCAUCAUGAUUUUUUUUGUUAGUUGGAUAUUGAGAUGUUUCAAUUUAGAAACAUCCAUUGUAAUUUGCAGAUUAUAUAUGAAUCAUGAAUGAUAAUUGCUUCCAUGGAUGGUACCAUUCAGAGGUGUUCAUUCAGGUCAUCGGGUCUUUUUCGGGCCAAGUUCGAUUCGGUUAUAGGUCGGGUAAAUAUCGAGUCAUCGAGUGUGUUAUGAACAUCUCUAGUACCAUCUAGUGUAACGU
Molecule: messenger RNA, 4092 nt
Organism: Amaranthus tricolor (Joseph's coat)
Lineage: Eukaryota; Viridiplantae; Streptophyta; Magnoliopsida; Caryophyllales; Amaranthaceae
Product: calcium-transporting ATPase 2, plasma membrane-type-like
Exons: 6
Coding region: 495-3542 (1015 amino acids)
Biological process (GO): calcium ion transmembrane transport
Cellular component (GO): intracellular membrane-bounded organelle; membrane
Molecular function (GO): ATP binding; P-type calcium transporter activity; ATP hydrolysis activity
Source: RefSeq, a predicted model, not a curated record